ACAAGCUGGGGCACUUGCUCAGGCGGAAGCUGCACUUCCCUUGGGACUCACAUGCGCUACCGAACCGUCACCCGAAGCGCAUCGGGUGGCGGAGCUGCUUGCCCCGUUCUGUCCGACACCGGUAAAUGCGGAGGCUGCUGUACGCAGAAUUGCUUGUUGAACAGCUGGAGUGGCUACGGUGAUUGCUCAUCCAGCUGCGGGGCGGGAACAAGGACUCGCCAUCGCAAUGUUGCCAGGUCUGCCAGCUGUGGAGGCUCGGCGUGCUCCAAUACCAGGUCUCAGAAUAUUGCUUGCGUUGGCAGCGGUGGAGCAAGGAACUGUCAGGUCAAUUCCUGGGGAGGCUGGGGUGGAUGCUCGGUCUCUGGAUGUGCUACUGGCGUGCGGUACCGUAAUCGCUACGUGAGGGUCAAUGCAUAUUGUGGUGGAGCCGCCUGCCCAACUCUCCUUUCUCACAGCACCUGUGGUGGCUGCUGCCCGACUAACUGCGUGUGGAACAGUUACAAUUCAUGGACUGGCUGCAGUGCAACAUGCGGCAGUGGAUCCCGGUAUCGUUAUCGUUCAGUGAAGACAACAGCCUCUUGUGGUGGCUCGUGCGUUGGUUCUGGAACAGGCACUGAGGAGUGCACGCAAAAUAUUGUGAAAAACUGUGUGCUGGGAAACUGGGGUACAUGGACACCUUGUACGAAUCCAUGCGGAUCAGGUACACAAUCUCGUACCCGGCCAGUGGUUACACAAGCGCAAUGCAGAGGAACAUGCGGCUCCACCAACGGAAGGAAGAUCUGCACCCAAUACAUCAACAAGGACUGCCAGGUUACUGAUUGGGGUGGAUGGACUGCGUGCAGCGAAAAGUGUGCCGUGGGAAAGAACUACAGAUAUCGGAGGAUUACUUCUGCUCUUGUGUGUCAAGGAAAAUGCCCAUAUGCGCUCACAGACUCGAAGGACUGUGGAACUGCUAAUGGCUGCUGUGAGCAAAACUGUAAUAAUGGUAUGUGCUCCUGCAAACCUGGCUACAAGAAGAGUGGAUGCAAAUGCAUUGCUAUCAGCUGCGGGGCUCCUGCAGUCGGGUCCUACUGUCCUACUGGCAAAACCUGCAAGACACCAACGUAUACCUGUACCGACACUCAAUACUUGUUCCUGUCCAUGUGCUCGUUCACGUGUCCGAGUGGAUACGGUUUGAAUGGUGGUUCAUCGGUCGUCAUCUGCCAGGCCAGUCUAGUCUGGACAGACCAUAGCCAAACACACUGUGAGCUGCUGAACAAGGCACCAACAAAUAUUGGCCUGUCGAACACCUAUAUCAAGGAGAAUUCUCCAAGUGGAACCGCGGUCGGAUCGUUCACCACUAACGAUCCCAAUCCCAGUGACACACAUUCCUACACACUUGUCAGCUCCGCACCCGGAAAGUUCUAUAUCUCUGGCAGCACCCUGUACAUUUCGUUUGUUCCAAACUACGAAACCCAGGCAAAGUCGUAUGCGAUUGAUGUGAAGAGUACAGACUCCGGGGGCAUGUCGUACACUAAGAAGUUCACGAUCACCAUCCAAGAUCUCAAUGAGAAGCCAACUGCGUGCCAGCUGUCUUCUACAACGGUCCAGGAAAAUCCAAUGCUGAAUACUGUCGUUGGCGCUAUUAAAACAUCUGACCCGGACACGGCUCAGACAUUUAGAUACUCACUCCUUGACUCGGCUGGCGGACGAUUCAAACUGGACGGGAGCACUGUUAAGGUUGCAGUGCCAUCAAGUAGAUGUAUUGCAGAUGGUGGCACGGCGUGCCUGUACAACUUUGAAUCGGCCACGCUGAAUCGAUUCACCAUCACGGUACGCACCACUGACAGCGGCUCACCAAGCCUGUACUAUGACUGCAAACUGACAAUCGACACACGCAACAUCAACGAUCAGCCCAGAAACCUGCAGCUAGCCGGGUACACUAUCAAGGAAGGCAGUGCCAUUGACACCAGAGUCGGCACUCUUUCUUCCUCUGACGAAGACAUUGGUCAAACAGUAACGUAUUCAAUUGUUGAUGACGAUGGUGGAAGUUUCAAAGUAUUGCAGAACAAGUUCAUUGUUGCGGCCAAGGUGGCUAACUUUGAAACAAAGACAAGCCAUCACAUUACUGUCAAGGCAACUGACAAUGGAUCACCUGCGCUAUACGUCCAGAAGGACUUCACUAUAACUGUACUGGAUGCCAAGGAGGCCCCAGUGUCAAUUCAGUUUACUUCCACUGGUGCUCAGACUAGCUUUGGAACCAACAGCCCAACGAUCAAGGAAAACGCAGUGAAGAACACGGUUGUGGGGACAAUUGUUGCUUCCGACCCGGAUCUCAAUGCUAAGCUUACAUUCAGCUUGGACGAUAAUGCAGGCGGUCGGUUUGCAUUAGACGGCGCUAGCAACGUGGUGUGCAAGGCUGCAUCGGCAUCGGAUCCCACUGCAGAAACCGUGUGCUCCGUCAGAGUUCUUGUAUCUGGCAUUCUCAAUCAUGAACUAGACGCUCUGCACACUAUCAUAGUCAGGGCUACCGACAACCAUGGCCUGUUCAAAGUUCAGAAAUUCUCCAUCACGAUUCAGGAUGUGAACGACAUUCCGCACGACAUAAUUAGUGUCGGUGGUGCACCACAUGUCAAGGAGAAUCUCAACAACUUUGUCAUCACGUCGUUCCUGACCAAGGACCAGGACCCGGCGAACACGCACACCUACACGAUCACCUUGGACCCGGAUAACAAGUUCAAGAUGGUCGGGUCUCGUCUGAUGACCACUGCCACGGCUAACUUGAACUACGAAGCUAAAUCAUCGUAUUCCAUCGUAGUCCGAGCUACAGAUAAUGGCAUACCAGCUCAGUUCUACGAGAAGACCUUCACAAUCACUGUUAAUGAUGUCAACGAAGUGCCAACUUCAGUGUCACUCACCGGCAGUAAAGGUGAACGAAAAUUCACCGCUGGAUGAAAUCAUUGGCUCGCUCCCUCUAUCGUGAUGGUGAAGUGGAGAGGGUGAUUUUCUUCCUCUAGGCUUCGUUCGGCCGACUUUGCUUCGUCCUCGUUGAAAAGUGAUCCUGAAAAAAGGUCGAUUCGCAAAAUUAUGUUGAUUUUUCAAUGUACGUGAUGACAUGCGAUUGCUGGCUAUGGCUCCGUAAUGUCUGCAAGCGUGACUGUAACUGGGCUGUGUGUGAGUGUUUUUCAACACUGAGAACUGGACGCUCAAGGCACCCUUCCCAUACUUGCCAACCCAGCCAAAGCAAAUCCCUUAGUCACACACCCAGUUUCCUUUAAUUUUCUCUCAUUUCCCUUAUUUUCCUGGUUUUCGCCAAUUUCGGCCAUUUUUCUCUUUUUUUUUGGCAAUUUUCGAUUAUUUUUGCGUAUUUUUCCGCAAUCUUGGGGCAAUUGUUUCCUUUCUUUUUAUUCAUUUAUAACCCAUUGCUCAUUGGGGGACCAAAAUCUGAGUUUUGCUAUUGUCAGAUCGCUCCUACAUGUGUGAUUUUGUGAAAUGCAGGGCCGCAUGUGCCCUUGUCACAACACAAGACAACCGUUUUAUGAACACUCAUGGUUC
Molecule: messenger RNA, 3534 nt
Organism: Sycon ciliatum
Lineage: Eukaryota; Metazoa; Porifera; Calcarea; Leucosolenida; Sycettidae
Product: protein dachsous-like
Exons: 19
Coding region: 52-2934 (960 amino acids)
Biological process (GO): homophilic cell-cell adhesion
Cellular component (GO): plasma membrane
Molecular function (GO): calcium ion binding
Source: RefSeq, a predicted model, not a curated record